AUGUCUAGUUUUGCUAAUUUAUUCAGCAAGUCUACUAAAGUAGACAGUGCUAUUGACAAAUUGUUUAACAACUCCGCCGAUGGUCCAGUUUCCAAGGAAGAAUUAAUCAAUAAGAAAAGAACCGUUAUAAAUAUCCCAGAAACCAAACCAACUAAGACUAAGAAUGCUAAACAAACUGAAGAAGAAGAAGAAGAAGUAGAAGUAGAAGAAGAUCAUACUAGUAAGUCAGAAGACAGUGAAGAGUCAGAAGAAAAAGAUGACGACGAAGAAGUCGGUGAAGAAGAAGACGAAGAAGAAGACGUCCCAGUUAAGAAAUCUAAAAAGAAAGAUGAUAACGAAGACUUGGAAUCAAAAUAUUUUGACAAACUCAUGACUGAAAACAAACAACAAGAUGAAAAGGAAGGCGAAGAAGAAAGUAAAGAUUCGGGGGAUGAAAAAACUGAAGAUGAAAAAUCAAAAAGAGCCAAAGCCGCAAAAACUAUCGAUUUUAAAGAAGCAGAAUUGGAAAAAGCUGAUAGAACUGUAUUUGUUGGUAACGUUCCAUCAGAGAUCAUAAAUUCAAAAGCCAUUGAAAGAAGUUUUAAAAAAUUAUUCAAACAUUAUGGUAAGAUUGAAUCUAUCAGAUAUAGAUCAAUUUCAUUUGAUGAAAAUUUACCAAGAAAAGUUGCUUUUGCUAAAAAAAAUUUGCAUAAAUCAAGAGAUUCAGUUAAUGCUUAUAUCGUUUAUAAAGAAAAACCUGCUUCUUUAGCAGCUAAGGAAUUAAAUGCCACUGUUUUUGAAGAUCAUCAUCUUCGAGUCGAUCACGUGGCUCAUCCUGCUCCUAAAGACAACAAGAAAACUAUUUUUGUUGGUAAUUUGGAUUUUGAAGAAAAAGAAGAAUCUUUAUGGAAAUAUUUCAAUAGCAAACUUGAUAAUGAUGUCGAAUCGGUAAGAAUUAUCCGUGAUUCUAAAACUAAUUUGGGUAAAGGUUUUGCAUUGGUCCAAUUUAAAGAUACUUUGUCAGUCAACAAAGCUUUAUUAUUAAAUGAUAAACCUUUAGAAGUCGAAGGUAACACCAAAAAAGGACGUAAAUUACGUAUUUCAAGAGCAAAAUCUACUGCUAAACCAUCAUUAAUGUCUCCAAACCAUUUUGAAAACCAAAAAAAGAAAUUUGCUGCCAAUAAAUCACAACAAAAAUUCACCGAUUCUCAAAAAACUAAAUUAGGUAGAGCUCAAACAGUAUUGGGUAAAGCUGAUAGAUCAACAGUUGGUAAAGCAAAGAAAACUAUCUUGGAAGGUCAAAGAGCUGCAAAAGGUGAAAAUAUUAAAGGUAUCAAAGGCUUGAAAGCAAGCAAAGGCAAAGGCAAAGGCAAGGGAAAAGUUAAGAAACCAAGAAUAAGAGAAAGAUCAACCAAAUUUAAAGAAGAAAGAAAAUCCAUGAACAAAGUUUAA
Candida tropicalis MYA-3404 is the source of this 1431-nucleotide messenger RNA. RefSeq lists its product as uncharacterized. Gene Ontology annotation, molecular function: RNA binding. Lineage: Eukaryota; Fungi; Ascomycota; Pichiomycetes; Serinales; Debaryomycetaceae. The record is from RefSeq and is a predicted model, not a curated record. The transcript has a single exon. Bases 1 to 1431 code for a protein of 476 amino acids.